AUGCAUAGGAACUUCAGGCCUAGUUACAAUUUGAAUCAUGGUGGAGGCAGUUCUGUCAACAACGGUGGUGGUUUUUGCAUAAAACCCCCCAGAUUUUACAAUUUUGAUGGUGGGUUAUAUGUGAAAAUUUUUGGAGAGAGAUUUCUAGUAGCGAAAGUGUUUAGGACUAAGAGGUCUGGGAAGAAUGAUGGGAAUCCGUGUGCGAAUCCCGAUCCUAGGUUUGCGAAUGGGUUUUCGUCGUCUAUGGGAUUAGGGAUAGGGGAUAAGAGUGGUGAUAGAGGAGGUAAGAGAGAGAGGGAUCCGAUUGGAGACGUGGUUUCGUCGAUUAAGCUUUUGGGAGAAGGGUUUGUGAAGGUGGAGCAGAUGAAGAUGGAGAUGGCUAGGGAGAUUGAGAAAAUGAGGAUCGAGAUGGAUAUGAAGCGUAGCGAGUUGAUACUAGAGUCGCAGCAACAAAUUGUCGAUGCUUUUGUUGCAGUGUUAAUGGAGAAAAAGAAGAAGAAAAGGGAAAGCACACCAGCAAUGCCGGAGUCAUAG
Molecule: messenger RNA, 534 nt
Organism: Rhododendron vialii
Lineage: Eukaryota; Viridiplantae; Streptophyta; Magnoliopsida; Ericales; Ericaceae
Product: protein FIP2-like
Exons: 1
Coding region: 1-534 (177 amino acids)
Cellular component (GO): nucleus
Molecular function (GO): transcription cis-regulatory region binding
Source: RefSeq, a predicted model, not a curated record